ACGUAGUAUACGAUCAAUUUCUCCUAUUAUAACACUUAUUAAGCACUUUACUAACAUAUUAUUAUAUCGUAUUGCUAUAUAUAUUGCAAGCUAUCAUUAUGCCGCUGUUCAAGAAGUUCGUAGAACCCGGGCGGUUGUGCCUGAUUACGUACGGGCCUGACGCUGGCAAGCUGUGCGUGAUCGUAGAUAUUGUAACAAACACGAGGAUAUUGGUUGACGGUGGUAUGAUUACAGGUGUUGAGCGCCAACAGAUUCCUGUGACCUGGAUUAAAUUGACUGACACCAAGAUAACCCUUAACCGUGGUGCUAAGACUGGAACUGUGGGCAAGGCUGUUAAGAAGUUCGACGCUCUUAACGCUUUCAAGCAGACACCAUUGGGAAAGAAGCUCGAGAUCGCCGAAAGACGCAAAAACCUUACAGACUUUGAGCGUUUCAAGCUCAGUGUUGCCCAGAAGGAAAGGCGUAGGUUGAUGAGAGAGGCGGGUGCCGGUGAGGCUUAACGUUGCGACUCAUUGCUCCGCUAACCUUGAGUGUACUUUCAACGUAAUAUUAUACGUGCGAUUAUUUAU
Babesia bovis T2Bo is the source of this 569-nucleotide messenger RNA. RefSeq names its product putative ribosomal protein L14. The transcript is spliced from 4 exons. Gene Ontology annotation, cellular component: cytosolic large ribosomal subunit; ribosome. Gene Ontology annotation, biological process: ribosomal large subunit biogenesis; translation. The coding region runs from base 99 to 500 and encodes 133 amino acids. The record is from RefSeq and is a predicted model, not a curated record. Lineage: Eukaryota; Apicomplexa; Aconoidasida; Piroplasmida; Babesiidae. Gene Ontology annotation, molecular function: RNA binding; structural constituent of ribosome.